GCCCAGCGUACCAGCCUGUAAGUUAGACAUGUUCUCUGCUUGUGCUGGGUGGUACUGGCAACGCACAGAAAUAUUGACUGUUCUGUUAUUUCUUAUUGUAGCUGAGUAAACUGUGAUUUACAUCUAAAAUGAGUCUCUCUGGGGAGAGAGAGGAGGGGACCACUGCUUCUAAAAUGAGUCUCUCUGGGGAGAGAGAGGAGGAGACUAUUGCCUCUAAAAUGACUCAAGACACCAGUUCUGAGAGUGUUCAGAAGCCCAGAGCAGAGUCCCCUACAACCAGCCUGCUAUCAAUGAAUCAGCCACCUGCUUUCAGCCAGGAACCAUUUCCAGAUGACAAUAAGGAAGUGGAGAGUUUGGACAGUGAGGAUGCAUUAAAGAUCACACACAACCUUCUGGACAGAAGAAGUCAAACUCUGUUGACAGUCCAACAAGACAUUAAGGCUAAACUGAAACACAAGUAUCAACACAUAUCUGAAGGAAUUGGACACCAUGGAAACCAAAGUCUGUUAAAGGACAUCUACACAGAGCUCUACAUCACAGAGGGUGGAAGUGGAGGGCUCAAUAAUGAACAUGAGGUUAGACAGAUAGAGAUGGCAUCCAAGAAACAAACCACACGAGAGACACCAAUCAAAUGCAACGACAUCUUCAAGCCUUUACCUGGACAAGACAACCCUAUCAGAACUGUGCUGACAAAAGGAAUCGCUGGCAUUGGAAAAACAGUCUCUGUGCAGAAGGUCAUCCUUGACUGGGCAGAGGGAAAAGCAAAUCAGGACGUUCAUUUCAUGUUUCCUCUUCCUUUCCGUGAUCUGAACCUGAAAAAGGACCAAUACAGUCUGAUGCAACUUCUUUCCCACUACUUCCCAGAGCUGAAAGAGAUUGACAGCAUUGAAGAUGGUGAAACCAAAACUGUUUUCAUUUUUGAUGGUCUGGAUGAGUGUCGACUUCCUCUAGACUUCAAAAAAACUGAGAAGUGCUGUGAUGUCACGAAGCCAACCUCAGUGGACGUGCUGCUGACAAACCUCAUCAAAGGGAAUCUGCUUCCCUCUGCUCUCCUCUGGAUAACCACACGGCCUGCAGCUGCCAAUCAGAUCCCUCCCGAGUGUGUUGACCAGGUGACAGAAGUACGAGGGUUCAAUGAUCCACAAAAGGAGGAGUAUUUCAGGAAGAAAAUCCCAGAUCAGAAUCUGGCCAAUGAAAUCAUCCAACACAUGAAGACAUCAAGGAGCCUCCACAUCAUGUGCCACAUGCCAGUCUUCUGUUGGAUAUCAGCCACUGUCCUUGAGAUGACACUGAAAGAGGCAGAGAAGGAUGAAGUCCCCAAAACUCUGACCCAGAUGUACUCACACUUCAUACUCAUCCAAAUCAUUGUGAAGAACAAGAAGUACAACAAAGCCACAGAGACAAACCCAAAGGAACUGUCUCAGUCAGACAAAGAGAUUAUCAUGAAACUGGCAAAGCUGGCUUUCCAACAGCUGCAGAAGGGCAACCUGAUCUUCUAUGAGGAGGACCUGAUAGAGUGUGGCCUUGAUGUCACAGAGGCAUCAGAGUACUCAGCAUUGUGUACAGAGAUCUUUAAAGAAGAAUCUGGGCUGUACCAAGACAAGGUCUACAGCUUUGUGCAUCUGAGCAUUCAGGAGUUUCUAGCAGCAGUGCAUGCUUUAGAAUCAUGUCUGGACAAGAAGGAAAAUGUUUUCCCCCCCAAAGCAGUCACCAGUGAUGAUGAGGAGGAGGAGGAGGAGGAUAUUGAUGAUAAGCAGGACGAGGAGGAGGAGAAGGAUGAUGAAGAUGAGGAUGAUGAUGAUAACAAUGAUGAAGAGAAUGAGUCAUUCCAGUUGUCUGACUUACACAGGAGAGCAGUGGACCAGGCCUUGAAGAGUGAGAAUGGACACCUGGACCUGUUCCUCCGCUUCCUUCUGGGUCUCUCACUGGAGUCCAAUCAGAAUCUGUUACGAGGCCUUCUGACACAGACAGUCAGUACAACACAGACCAAUGAGGAAACAGUUGAGAGAACAGUCAGGUACCUUUCAGACAAGAUCAAGGAGGAAUCCUCACCAGAAAGGAUCAUCAACUUGUUCCACUGUCUGAAUGAACUUGGUGCCAACUCUCUAGUUGAAGACAUGCAGACCUCCCUGCGAUCAGGAACUCUUUCAGAAACAGAGCUAAAACCUGACCAAUGUUCAGCCCUGGCCUACCUGUUACUGAUGUCAGAGGAGGUGCUGGAGGAGUUUGACCUGAAGACAUACAAUACAACAGAGGAAGGAUAUCAGAGGUUGCUGCCAGUAGUGAAAACCUGCAAGAGAGCACUACUGGAUCGCUGUAAACUUGCAUAUGAAUCCUGUGAGACUCUGGCCUCAGUUCUGCAGACACCAAACUCCCCCCUGAGAGAACUGGACCUCAGCUACAAUGACCUGGGAGACAGAGGAGUGAAGCUGCUCUGUGUUGGACUAACCAGUCCACUCCGCAACAUACAGACACUAGUACUAGCUGGCUGUAAACUCACAUAUGAAUCCUGUGAGUCUCUGGCCUCACCUCUGCAGACACCAAACUCCCCCCUGAGAGAACUGGACCUCAGCUACAAUGACCUGGGAGACAGAGGAGUGGAGGUGCUCUGUGUUGGACUAACCAGUCCACUCUGCAACAUACAGACACUUGUACUGGCUGGCUGUAAACUCACUUAUGAAUCCUGUGAGACUCUGACCUCAGCUCUGCAGACACCAAACUCCCCCCUGAGAGAACUGGACCUCAGCAACAAUGACCUGGGAGACAGAGGAGUGGAGCUGCUCUGUGUUGGACUAACCAGUCCACUCUGCAACAUACAGACACUAGUUCUAGGUCAGUGUGGUCUGACAGAGGGUUGCUGUUCAGAUCUGGCCUCAGUCCUGAGUUCACCCAACUCACAACUGAAACAACUGGAGCUGAGAGACAAUGACCUGCAGGACUCAGGAGUUACACUGCUGUCUGCUGGACUGGAGGAUCCAGACUGUAAACUACACACACUGGGGCUGUCUGGCUGUCUGGUCACAGAGAAGGGCUGUGCUGCUCUGUCUUCAGCUCUGAGGUCAAACCCCUCCCACCUGAAAGAGCUGGACCUGAGCUACAAUCACCCAGGAGACUAUGCAGGGGGACUGCUUUCAGCUGCUCUGGUGGAUCCCACAUAUAAACUGAUGAAGCUGAAUGUGGAUCAUGGUGGAGAUUGCAGGCUGAAAUCAGGGCUGAGGAAAUAUGCCUGUCAUCUCACCUUGGAUCCAAAUACAGCACACCCAAACCUGAUACUGUCUGAGGGGAACAGGAAGUUGACAUUGGUGAAAGAGAAGCAGGAUUAUGAAAACCAUCCAGACAGAUUUGACUAUCAUUCCCACGUUCUCUGCAGAGAAGGCUUAUCUGAAUCUCGUUAUUACUGGGAGGUGGAGAUGGAUGGUGACAUGGCUGACAUUGGUGUGGUGUACAAAGGAAUGAAGAGGAAGGGAGAAGAGGUUGACAGUAGGACUGGACUCAAUAGGAAGUCCUGGUGUUUAUACUGCAAUGAUAGUACUUAUGACAUUUACCAUGCUGGAGUUGGCAGUAUCAUCCCUCAUCCUGAUUCUAACAGAGUUGGAGUGUAUCUGGACUGGCCAGCUGGUACUUUGUCCUUCUAUAGUGUGUCCUCCUCUGGUACACUGACACACCUUUACACAGAACACACCACAUUCACUGAACCCCUCCAUCCUGUAUUUGGGUUUGAGGUUAACUCCUCCUCCUCCUCAGUGACCCUGUGUCAGAUAGAUGACCAACACAUUCAGAGAGACCAUGGUGGAGAGAGUUGUAUCAAGCCUGGACCUGAGAACACCAGAGACCAUGGUGGAGAGAGUUGGAUCAAGCCUGGACCUGAGAAAUGGAUUCCUCAGAGCUGUAAGACUUGUGACCAUGUUGAGGACUCCACACACUGGCUUCAGAUUGAACCCUUGACUUCCACUGUCCAGGGAGUGAAAAUGUUCAGGCACAGGACACCCAAAGGGAGUUAUGAGUGCACAGUGUCUGGGCUCCGCUGGCUGUGUGAGAGAGAUGUCAUUCUGAAGUAUCACUUCAGGAACUGGGAACCCUGCAGUCACCUUCUGAAAGACAUGCAGUACACACAAGGUGGUCCAUUGCUGGACAUUACUAUGGAGUUAGGUGAACUGGAGGAAGUUCAUCUGCCACACUUUGUCUGUUUAGGGACCAACCCUUCCCUGAGGAAUAAGAUGAAGAUUCUUCAUGUAGAGGAACAUGGAGUGUCUUUAGAGGAAGUGCAUGAGGUCACCAGAUUCCAUGCUAAGAUUCUCCAUCCCAAGUUCUCACUUAUCUCUGUUAUACUGAGAUUACUGUCUUUGAACGUAGAUGUCCACUGUGACGUGGUCCUCUAUAUGGCAGUAAAAAGGUCAACAGUCAUUUCAAGGCUGUACCUGCUCCUCAGAAACUCCAGUCAGAAAGAGGCUGUUCAGGAACGGGAGAAAAAUCAGGUGUCCAAAGGAUAUUCGGAAUUGGUCCUGUCAAGUCCAAACGGGUCCUUAAAGCUGAACAGUUGGUUUGCACUCAAGAAUCCCCACUCCACUUCCAUCAAUCCAGAGAAGAUUCAGCUGUUACCUGCAGACACCACACCAAGCUGUUGUAAGAUGAUAAUGAGAAACACAGGGGUUGACAUUGAGAUGGAGUUAAUCGGUGAUGAUGAGAGGACUGUAUGGAGAGAGAUGGUACCAAUAGAUGAAUACAUCACUGAAACCCAUUCAACCAGUGCUGUGUUGGGGGCAGGAGGUCCGGCUGAGAGCAGUCUGACUGGUUCUGCAGAGCAACAGCUGCGUUCUGUACGGACAGAGUUUGUGAAACGAGUAUCAGGACCUGUCCUGGAUGGUCUGCUGGACAGACUCCUGCAACACACAGUCAUCAACCAGGAGGAAAUGGAGUCAGUGAAGGUGAUAGCUGAGAGGGCAGAGAAGGCACGUGACAUCAUCGACAUGGUGUUGAGAAAAGGAAAUGAGUCAAGUUCCAGGAUGAUCAACCUUCUUGGGGAGCUGGACCCCUGUCUUUGUUCACUGCUUCAGAUCAACAGUUGUAGUCAACCCCUGGGUGUGGGGAGACCAGGCAGAAUAGACAGGCAGGAUGGUUCAACAUGUUCUUGCUGUCUGUUGCUUUAAUUCAGGGUCACAAAAAUGUACAGAAAAUGUCAAUCAAAUGACCACUAUAAUAGCAAUUAACUUACUGAAGGACCAACCACACAGCAUCUCUCCUUCUGCAGCCUCCUGGAAGUGUGGAUCUUCUAGCAGGAGUGUCAGUCAGUCCUACACUUGGUACCUAGCUGGACCCCUAUCUAGCAGGAGGGUCAGUCAGUCCUACACACAUUCAACAGAAAUGUAUUUGAUAAAUAUAUUGUACAGUGUUGGCCUGUUACAAGUUCAUGAGAGAGGCUGAAUAUCAAUACAACCACCUCAGUCUAUCAGCAGUUUUCUCAGUGAGAGCCUCACGUCUGGAACACAUUGACCAUUGAAAGACAUUAAGAGAUGUGUAACCUGCCACUCCUUUAUCAAUGACUUGAGAGUGUCUGAAGGACAUAUAAGGAGCUGUGUAACCUGUCACUCCUUUACCAAUGACUUGAGAGUGUCUGAAGGACAUAUAAGGAGCUGUGUAACCUGUCACUCCAUUAUCAAUGACUUGAGAGUGUCUGAAGGACAUAUAAGGAGCUGUAUAACCUGUCACCUCUUUACCAAUGACUUGGGAGUGGCUGAAGGACAAUCAGCCCCCAUCUAUACACAAUGUUUUACUCAAUGUUUUUGAACGUUUUUUUUAAUGUAAUGUUUAAUUUAAAUGUUUUAUGUUUAUCUACCUGCCCAGGGACUACAGUUGAAAACUAGCUAGCUGGUUAAAUCUGGCACAUUUACAGAAAUGUUGAUUGAUGUGCAGAAUCCCUGUCAAAUACAUGUACAUUUAAAUGAA
This is a messenger RNA of Salmo salar (Atlantic salmon), 5943 nucleotides long. NCBI's taxonomy places the organism in Eukaryota, Metazoa, Chordata, Actinopteri, Salmoniformes, Salmonidae. The record is from RefSeq and is a predicted model, not a curated record.